Durio zibethinus is the source of this 1875-nucleotide messenger RNA. RefSeq lists its product as uncharacterized. NCBI's taxonomy places the organism in Eukaryota, Viridiplantae, Streptophyta, Magnoliopsida, Malvales, Malvaceae. The record is from RefSeq and is a predicted model, not a curated record.
UUUUCUCCAGCAGAAUAAAUCGGCUGAAGCCCCCAUUUUCAUUCGUGGAGGUUCUCUGUAUCUAUCUGUUCCUGGUAUUACUCUUUUCCUGCGAAUAUUUUGCGCUGAAACCCUGCAAUGAAGGCUAAAUAUUCUUAAAAAGGACCAAACGAAAAACAUGCAAAGGUCCGCAGGGACCAACAUCUCCGCAGCUUCACAAGCUUGUGCUGUAUGUAAAUACCAACGCAAGAAAUGCACUCCUAACUGUCCCUUGGCUCCUUUUUUCCCUGCCAGUAACCACAAAGAUUUCCUUGACACUCGCAAACUUUUCGGUGUCAGGAAUAUCACCAAAUUAAUUGAAAAACUCGAUCCUCAGCAGCGAGUCAUUGCCAUGAAAUCCAUUAUCUUUCAAGCAAACACGAGGGCUAAUGACCCUGUUGGUGGUUGUUACCGCAUUAUUUCUGAGUUACAAACUCAGAUAGAUUGGUAUAAGUCUGAGCUUGAACUUGUGCGCUAUCAGCUGUCCAUUUGUAAGGCCCAGGCAGCGGCUACCCAACAGCAAUCAGGGCAGCAAAUGAAUAUGAUGGUUCAAGUAGUAGAUGAUGAUCAGCAACAGGUUAAUGCUAUUGAUGAUCAGGGUUUGGAGGGUUUUAAUAUGUAUGAUGCUUUGUCUGUUCAUGACCAUCGUUGCCAAGGAGGAGAGGGAAACAUUUUUCAGGAUAGCUAUGCCGCUUCUUCGUCCUUGUCGCCAGUUUAUAAUGUGUUUGAUCCAAAUUCCGUUAAAGUUGAAUCGGAGGCGUCGCUUGUUCCAUUGCUUUAUAAACGGGCUUUGUCAGAUGUAGAUGAAGAUAUCAAGCCGCUUCUUGCUGUGUAUGACGACAAGGGAGCCGGAGCGUUUCCUUUGGACUCCAAAGGGUCGAAUAUUCAAUGCAGUGACAAACUUGUGUCGACGGAAGAGAUUGGGUCAAUCCGACAUGAGCCGAAGCAUGACCUCAAGGAUGCUGCUUCCCUGUUGACUCUUACAAAUGGCAAGGGAUAGAUGAGUUUGAAAAUCCGCGAGUAGCACUAUAGUCUUCAUUUUUGGUGUCUUUCUCUACACUGUUAAUAUGGUUAGAAAAUUGUGCAUAAAUUUACGGAGCAUACUCAAAGUUGUAUUACACUAGUUCAAUUUGAUUUAUAUGAGUAAAAGUCUUCGGGUUUUCCCUUGGAAGGCCAGGAUUCUUUGGAUUGGAGUAAAAUUCAAGUUGGUGUUGAAAUAAAGACCAGUUUUACGCAGAAAAAGAAAUGUAACCGUGUAAAAGAUUUACAAGGACCACGCAGUAAGCCAAUGCCCAAUGGUUUAGUUUGACACCGGAAUACAGAGCAAAGCUAUAUUUCUCUUUGGCAGAUUGCAAACGCGAGCCACUGGACCCCAAAGCCAGCCCGCAGGCACCGCCCUGGAUUGGAAAUAAUGGCUUUCCAGGCAUGCCAGAAGACGACAACACCGUGUGAAACUGCAUCAUUCCAUUUUGUAUUCGUUUUCGUAUUCAUUUUCAGCCAUUUUAACCGGUUCUCAGAUUUUCUCAAUUCAGCUUCUAGCUUUCAACCAUAUUUGAGGAUUUCAGCAUGGCCCCAAUCAGGUACCUCUUGUGUCUCCUACCAAAGUUCAUAAACAAGUCAUACUGUAGUAAUUUCAGCAGAUUAGCAAUUUCAUUGGACAGGGGGGCAUGCCAAGAUUUGGUCGACCACUCUUCCAUUGUUUUGAGGCAUCUGAUUUUAGAUUCUUGUUCCUCUAUGGUGUGACACCAUCUUGUGCCUCAGUAACGACUAGCACCUUAGCAUCUUGUGUCCCACGUGGUACUGUUUCCAGUGAAAAAUUACUAAAUGACUGAUAUCACAUUCAUAUCAAACCAUAUU